AUGCGUCUUUGGCUGCUGUGCUUGCCGUGGCUUCCGUCCACUGGCAUGCGCCCGGCUCCGCUUUCUGCCACAGAGCGAGCCGUGUGUCUGCAACUCCAGCGACGGUUGGAUCGUUGGAGCAGCGAGAUUGGCGAACCGGAUAGCUGCAUCAUCAAAUUGCGGGAUGCGUGUGCAUCGACCCGAAGUGCGAACACUGCAGCCCGGCAACGGCGUGUGCUCCAUGAUUGCUACCUCCGAGAAAAGGAUGAUUCGACUUUAACCCUCUCGGUGAGCAUCUCGCAGAGGAGCCUGAGGGUCACUAUGCACUUGCUGGCGGACCUUUCGGAGUUUGAGCUGCAUCUCUCGAGAGGAGGCUUUUCGUCCUCGGGCCACCGUUCCUUGUCAGCGGCGAUCCUCGUGCUAAAGGAGCUGCAGCCGAAGCAGGCAUUCGCUGCAGUGGGGGCCACUCAGCCUGCUCGACAGCUUCUGCUUACGGAUGUCAAGGAUGUGCGAUCCAACGCCAGUUGCCCUGACACCCGAGGAAUCAUUUGGACGGUUGAGACGUGGUACUUUCAGCAAGGCUGGAUCUUGCGUAGCACUGCGAGCCUUGGGUGGACAUAUGUCAGCUCCCUCAGAACACUGUGGCAGCCACCAUUCUCCAGAUCAGCAAGGCUGGCACGCUGUGAGCCUUCACUGUUCUAUCACAGCCUUCGGACAGAGGACUCCGAAUGGAACGUUUUCUCCGUCCGAGAAAGUCAACAGGUGAUAUGCAAAUGCAUCGCCAGGCACAAGAACUCUACACUUUUAUCGUGGGACUUGGGCAUGACGGACGCUGACGUGGAGUUGUUUCUGCAGCUCAAGCGGGUCGUCCUGUCCAUACCGGCUGUGCGGGUGUUCAUCAUUGGGAACUCUUUUGGCUUCUCGACGAGCGUCCUCGGACAUCUUUUUGCGGAGAAAGGUGCCGGCGGCCUCGUCGAUGCGAUCGAUGCAGAGCAGAAUGCAUGCGGCCACGCCGGCUCAUGGCUGACGCGCCGAGUGGCUGCGGCGCAGGGGCUGGAUGUUCAGGUCACCAAAGGCAUCUCCCCAGAGGAUGUGUCUGCCGCGAUGCGAUCCGGGCAAUACGACCUGGCUUUCGUGGAUGGCUUGCAUGAGACUGAGCAGAUGAUGAUGGAUUUUGGUGCCAUCGAGCCGUACAUGGCUUCAGCAGCAGUUGUCGUUUUUCAUGAUGCCUUGCUCUUCGAGUUGCAAGAGACGCUCUUGGCGCAUUUUCAGCCACGUGCAACGACAGACUGGUCGCUGCACAUGGUGCGGGGCUGCGCAUACAAGAAUCUGGUGGGAACCAUGGUGCUACAUCGCGGCUUUCCAGUGGAUGCAGUCGAGAGCUUGUGA
Symbiodinium sp. CCMP2592 is the source of this 1368-nucleotide messenger RNA. The record is from the annotation of a GenBank genome assembly. NCBI's taxonomy places the organism in Eukaryota, Dinophyceae, Suessiales, Symbiodiniaceae.